Molecule: messenger RNA, 1197 nt
Organism: Sinocyclocheilus rhinocerous
Lineage: Eukaryota; Metazoa; Chordata; Actinopteri; Cypriniformes; Cyprinidae
Product: short-chain specific acyl-CoA dehydrogenase, mitochondrial-like
Exons: 10
Coding region: 79-1197 (372 amino acids)
Biological process (GO): lens development in camera-type eye; fatty acid beta-oxidation using acyl-CoA dehydrogenase; visual perception
Cellular component (GO): mitochondrion
Molecular function (GO): flavin adenine dinucleotide binding; structural constituent of eye lens; short-chain fatty acyl-CoA dehydrogenase activity
Source: RefSeq, a predicted model, not a curated record
AUGACGUACCAACCCUGUGGGCGCAUGGCUUCUGCGACAGAGUGGGCAGCGUGAGGGUCCCCGGUGGAGCCUCUGGGCAUGGCGGUAGGGCAUGGCGUUCGCUGUUUGAGCCAGCUUGCGGAGCUGCCAGAGUUGCACCAGAUGAUGAGGCAGACAUGUAGGGAUUAUGCUCAAAAGGAGCUUGCGCCAAUCGCUGCCCAGCUGGACAAAGAUCACAAGUUCCCAACCAAGCAGGUACAAGAACUGGGAGCGAUGGGUGUCAUGGCUGUAGAGGUACCAGAGAGUCUGGGUGGAGCUGGAAUGGAUUAUCUCGCAUACUGUCUCGCUGUGGAAGAGCUCAGCAGAGGAUGUGCAUCGACCAGAGUCAUCGUCAGUGUGAAUAAUUCGCUGUACCUGGGACCAAUUCUGAAGUUUGGCACAGAAGAACAGAAAAAGCAGUGGAUUACACCCUUCACCACGGGGGAGAAAGUGGGCUGUUUCGCUCUGAGUGAGCCAGGAAACGGCAGCGAUGCAGGUGUGGCAUCAACAUUGGCACAGCAGGAGGGAGAUAAGUGGGUUCUGAACGGAACCAAAGCCUGGAUAACCAACUGCUGGGACGCUUCCGCCACCGUCGUUUUUGCCACAACAGACAAAAGCCUAAAACACAAGGGAAUUAGUGCAUUCCUAGUGCCGAUGCCUCAUCCGGGGUUGUCUUUAGGGAAGAAAGAAGACAAACUGGGAAUUCGAGCUUCAUCGACUGCCAAUAUUAUUCUGGAAGACUGCCGCAUCCCACUCGGCAACAUGCUGGGAGAGCGAGGAAUGGGCUUUAAGAUUGCAAUGCAAACUCUGGACAGCGGGCGGCUUGGUAUCGCAGCACAGGCUCUUGGUAUCGCUCAGGCAGCGCUGGACUGUGCAGCUGAUUACGCUCAUAAAAGAACAGCUUUCGGCGCUCCAAUUGGGAAACUGCAGGCGAUACAGUUUAAACUAGCAGACAUGGCCUUGGCCAUAGAGAGCGCUCGACUUCUCACCUGGAGAGCUGCAAUGCUGAGGGACGCAAAGAAACCUUUCACUAAGGAAGCUGCUAUGGCUAAACUGGGCGCAUCGGAGGCUGCUACGUUUGUCUCUCACCAGGCCAUCCAGGUGCUGGGCGGUAUGGGUUACGUCACAGACAUGCCUGCUGAGAGACACUACCGUGACGCCCGUAUCACAGAGAUAUAA